UACUGACUCCUGACUUACUGGCUUAAGAUUCUGUUUCCUGGAGACCCAAACUGUAAUUUAAGUUUGUCUUGGUUUGGCUACUUGUGGCUUAGCAUAAGUGUCUCCAUUUGGGGCCCUUUUGUCUUGGUUUUAACACUUUCUAUGAAUUUUCCUUGGAAGCUCAGUAAUCACCCCUUACAGCUCGUUACCAUGGAGGAGUAGGGUGAUGAGUAUCUCUGUCUGGCUUGUGUGGUUUUCCUUUGCUGCUGUGGCCUGGCUUUACUUACAGUCCAUUCAUUUUAAUGGAAGCACUGAUGGGGUGGCUUUUAGGAAGUGGGCCUGGGUGUGGGUAGAACAGUGAGGGAGCCAGGCUGCCUUAAUCCCCACGGAUGCCAACACAAAGGCUCUUAAUCUCCAGGGAGAACACUUAAACUUGCAUUUAUUCCCAGGUAAAGCUGCCUUCGAAAUUUUGUUACAUGUGUUUUUUUUGAAAAUUUUUUGUUUUUAUUUUAUUUUUUUCCAGCAUCUGAUACAAAGUCCAGAGUUUCCUCAAGUUUUGCUCUUUCUCUUGGGCCUGACAACCCACUGGCCAUGUAGACAAAGCAUUGUUUUGGUGAGUGGUUCUCAAGUUUUAUUCAGAAAGUUAAAGGUUUUCUCUGCAGGCCCCAGGAACCCGGAGAGGCAGCACCCAUGCGGCCAGGUGUCAGCCAUUUAGGUGGUUGUGUUACUGCCCGUGGGCCUGCCCAAGGCCCGCCCCUGAUCCUAAGGCUAAUCCUGGGUGCUUCUCCCGGGGUUUGCUCUGAGCUCUUCCGGGAGGAACCACACUCGCCUCUGCUCUCUUGGGACCGAGAGAGAUGCCGAAGGUCAUGGAAGAUUGAAGUGAUUGUCACAGAACCCUUGCUUUGGCAAGAGCACAGCUGUGAAGAUUCAUUUAUUCUGGUAAUGAACAAAAGAUGGGAAGUUUCCUGCUCAGGAAUUGGGACCUCUACACCGGAUUCUGCUGAUGACUGUGUGGACAGGUGGCAGCUUUCAGCAUCAGUUUUCCUUGCUGAACAGCUUGCUGCAAAGCGUGGGCUUGGAAGUGCUGACCGGGGGAGGACGAGAGGUAUGUCACGUACAGCACCUGGCCAGACAGGACUCUGUGAUGCUGAUCUGAUGGGCAGACAGGAGCAGGAGUUCCAGAGCAAGAGCCUGACUUUGGAUUGAGGGAUCAGUCAUCACGAUUGAAAUGACAAAUUGAUUGAUGACGAUCAAGACAUAAUAGAAUCACACUUGCUCUUUUAUGGCUCCAUGGCCACUUCUUUAGAAAUACCAGCCAAAUUUUGUUGUGUCACAAAAAUCAGCAAAUAUGAUUUGAAGCAAAAGCAAUGAGAGAAGAAAGGAAUGAACAAUGUGCCGUAUUUGCUCUGGCACCUUUGGGACGCUAACUACCUUGGCAGGUUCAUCCACACUCAGUCACCAUGACAGAGAGGAGUGGGGUCUUUUUGUACUAGGUGCUACUCACAUCCGUGUUCUGGAAGACGGAGUUCCAAGGAUCAGGAAAACCUGUGAAAGCUACCGUUUAGGAGGUGAUAGUCACACAGUCAGAUGUAACAUGCAGUGGGUGAUAUUAGCUUGUUGAGCCCUGGAACCUUAGGAGAAGUUACAGGGGACAUAAAUAGACAAUAAAAGAAUAUUCACUGUGAGUUUAAUUUUGCUCAAAUUCCAGAGGAUCUCCCCUUGCCAAAUACAUUUUAAUAAAACUUAUUUCCUGUGCAUUGGCUCACUCCUAAGUCCCUCCUAGGAGUGAACAUUUAUUUGGCUGUUUAGUGUAUAAGUAAAUUUUCAGUUUUUCAAAUAAACUAUAUUGAGCUGUUUUCACCAA
This is a messenger RNA of Bubalus bubalis (water buffalo), 1843 nucleotides long. RefSeq lists its product as uncharacterized. The record is from RefSeq and is a predicted model, not a curated record. NCBI's taxonomy places the organism in Eukaryota, Metazoa, Chordata, Mammalia, Artiodactyla, Bovidae. The transcript has 6 exons. Bases 670 to 1185 code for a protein of 171 amino acids.